Messenger RNA from Folsomia candida, 4312 nucleotides. RefSeq names its product probable myosin light chain kinase DDB_G0275057. Gene Ontology annotation, molecular function: ATP binding; protein kinase activity. Gene Ontology annotation, biological process: protein phosphorylation. NCBI's taxonomy places the organism in Eukaryota, Metazoa, Arthropoda, Collembola, Entomobryomorpha, Isotomidae. The transcript has 4 exons. The record is from RefSeq and is a predicted model, not a curated record. The coding region runs from base 63 to 1511 and encodes 482 amino acids.
CACCCAAUCUGCAGUAGGCAGUAAAGUAGAAAAAAAUAGUGUGAGAUCUUUCUUAAUUUGAGAUGGAUCCAGUAAUCAGCUUUGGUGAUGUGCGACCAGUGGUAAAAAUCUUGGAGAAGGAUCCGAUAAUUUUUGAGGAUAUUGUUAGGGUCAUGGGUUUCCUAGAAAUACCUUUUCCUGACCAAAACUCAUUGAGAAAUCGCUUCACGAUGGGAAUGGAUACCGGCUAUACCUUGCUAAGUCACAUUUUAAAAAAAUGGAUCAGUAGGAACGGGAACAAUGCCACAUUUCUAAAAUUAACGGAAAUUCUCGAGGAAAACAUGUUCCUGGCUUGUGCAGACGAGUUAAAGCAUGAAUUUGGUUCUCGAAUGGCACCACCGCCUGACCAGCUAGAUAAUUUCAUCCUACCUGUUGCGUUGCCAUCACAAAGGCCGCCGAUCUACUUGUCAUCAAACUCGGGCGCCCAGUCUAAAAAAACUGAGCACCUGGAACGUCUCCGUAAAUGGAAAUCAUACCAAGUACUCUCCUUCCUCGGGGCGGGUUCUUUCGGAUUUGUGUUCAAAAUCCGCAAAACCGGAACUUCAGAAGAAACAGCGGUUAAAAUCGUGCUGGACGAAUUUCACCAUGUCGACACUGCUAUGGGGUCUGACGAUAUUGAAGCGACAAAUACCGAACUCAAGGUCAUGACGGAGCUAACCAGGCACGAAAACGUGGUCCGGCUAGUAAGUUAUGAUGUCCUCUUGCCACUAGAUGACGCCUCAAUCUCAGGUGUUUUUCAAACUUAUGGUGACGCGGUAAACAUAACAAAUUUAAAAGACGCAAAGUUGGUCGGAUUAUAUAAUUCGUGCAAUAAUCUGUCCAACACGAAAAACACCUUCGUCCUAGAAAUGGAGCUAUGUGGCCCCACACUACGAGAAUGGCUUAGUUUGGAGGAAACCUGGAAAAAAUAUAAGGACCCGAGUUCGAAUCCUGCCUUUCUUGAGGAGCAGAUGAACAUAGCACAAGGAAUUAUUGCUGGAUUAAAACACAUUCAUCAAAAGGACAUGAUACACCGGGACCUUAAACCAGAAAACAUUUACUUUGCUCGUGAUGGAUUUGUGCUUCCAGUAAAAAUCGGGGAUUUUGGGCUCACCCGUCAGAUGUCGGGUAAUGCCAGCGUCACCCAAACUAAGCCGAGAGGAACUGAAAUUUACCGAGCUCCGGAAGUAUAUUCGGGAAAAUAUGGUCAGAAAGCGGAUUUGUUUUCUUUGGGUAUCGUCCUAUGGGAAAUUUUUGAGAUCGUGCCAAUGAACUUUGAUGCUCUGAGGUACAGAGUCGAGCAAUUAUCUAUCGAUCAGGACUUCAGUGUUGUUAAAGGAAACGACAAAAUUCCUAAUUUAAAGGAUACAAUUAUUGGCCUUACAAAUCGAAAGUUGGAAGAAAGAACGCAGAGUAUUCACGAUGUGAAAUUGUAUUUUAUAGAUCAAUCAUAUGGGAGCGAGAGUGAUUCUGUGACAAGCUUGUUACGUUAGUAAUCACUUCUAAUAAUAUCAUCGUAGUUUAACUUUACCCAAAAUUUUAUUCCCGCUUUCGUAUCCCUUCCAUACUAAUAGUAUGGUAAGGAUACCAGUACGGGAUGGGUGAAUUAAACUUCACAAAUAUUAGAAAUUGAUAGAUAUGGAAGAAUAACUCGGCCGUAACAAGUGGCUCGAAUAUUUGGUCCAAAUUUUAAAAUAAUUACAGUAGGUCGAGAAGUAAAUAUUAAAAUAUUUCUCUAUUUAAAAGGAUAAAUUUAAAUAGGUGAUAUAAUUCAAUGUUAUGAAUAGUUUUAGUUUAAUUCUUCUAACUUACGUAAACGAAAUUAAUUGAGAAUACAUAUCCAGGCCGUAAAACAUAUUAUUAUGUAUAUGCAUAAGUCGUAUCCUGUUUUCAAACUAUUUAAAGCCGUGACCUGGGUUUGAUUAGUUCUUGCAAUCGGUUCCCUAGAAAAAUGUGAUUCUGCACACUAGCUGCAAGAAAUACUAGCAGAAUGUUUAAAAGCCACUGCUUCCGACGGUUUAAAAGAUAUGUUUUAUUAAGUAUUUACAGUGCCCGUGCGACCACAAAAAUUUACCCGGGCAAAACAUAUUUGAGCGCCCCUAAUUUCGCCUUCUUAUUUCUAUUUCUACAUAAAUGAUUUUUUCGAGGUGUAAAAAAAGGCCAUAAUAAUAUCCUCGACUUGUUUAGAAAUUAGUUAUUCGAUAUUUUAAUGAUAAAAUCUAGAAAGAAAUUAAUAGGCUCCAAAUAUGGGUCUUUCGCAUUUAAAAUUCUGUGCUCCACGCCGCCGAUUUUACGUCGGCGUCCGGAUUUGACGCGCCGACGCCGCAAAACAGCCAGCGCGCUGCCGAGAAAAAAGAUCUAUGUAUCAUACAUCUAAAACAAGUUAAAACGAGCAAAAAUGUCCAGAUUUUGGUUUUAACGGUUUCAUUUGUGAUUGACAUUGAGAGAAUAUUUUGUCCCUAAAUAUUUUACGCAUUCUUAAUCAGAGAUAAUUUCGAACAGUUCAAAUUUUGACGCCAUUUAAAGAAUCGAUAAUGUACAUAUUUAAAAUAUAUUUUGGGUAGAUACAAAUUGAGUACAUACUAAAAUACUUGACUUAUCGAAAUUACUGUUGCUGUUUUUUUAGAACCUUACAUUGUGCCUGCGGUUUCUUAAAACUAUCAAUUAGAUAAAUUUCAAAAAUUUUAUUUUAUGAAAAAUUAAGCAAACUUUUAAUUUUUUCAAGUUCCGUGAAGAAUCGAGUUACAUACAAGGCUAUUAAGGCCGAUGGGUUUAGUCGAGAAAUAUUUUUAAAAUUCUAGAAAACUCGAAUUAUCUAAUACCAAUUCAAAAAAUGUUUUCCUUGAACCAAAAUUAGUACGCGAAAUAUAUGACUGUCUGAGAGAAACUGAGAGAAAGCUGAAUAAAGAGGUCAGAUAUGAUCACUGACUGAAAAUUAGAGGCAAAAUAUCGGCACGCCGCCGCCGAGCCUCCAAACGGCCCGCAGCCGCCGCCGCCGAUUUUGCAACGGCGUGGAGCUGUUCUGAUUUACUUGAAACCAAUUUUAUUUUUUUUUGCCAAAAAAAAUAAAGGCACCCAUAAUUUUUUCCAGAAUGCUAUAAUUCGAGCCCGAUACUUGUAUUUUAUUUUUUUUACAGCCAAAACCUUUGAUUUCUUAAAUUCUAAACAAAACGUUAAAAUUCGAAAAAUUCGAAUACAUAUUCAUUAGCAGGACUUACUUGGGUUAUAAAAAUUCAUCCUCAAUAUUAAAUGCAAUUUAAAUUUGGCCAGAACUUGCUAUCAGGAAUUUAAGAAAGUAACAAAAAAUCUUCAAGUUAAAAUGACUCCAAAAUUGAAUUUGAAUAAAUCAACAAUAAUAUUUCUUCUGAAAAAACAUGUUUUUCAAUUUUGUAAGUCGCUGUCAACUUCGAAAAGUUGAAGAUUUUUGAAAACCAGAGGUUAUGACUGGAAAAAGGUUUAAAAUUCGCGCCUCGACAAAAUAUCUGUGCAAUUAGCCUCAUGUUAACCUGAAUUUUACAUGCUAAAUAGUCAUUGUAAAUGAGAAAAAUAAUUUUAAUUUUGGUACCCGUGAUUUUGUACAAAUGGGUUCGUUUUUGUGUAGCAAAUAUUACUUUUAAAGCCAAAGGUGGCGUUCGAAGAAACGGUGAUUUUCUAGAAAACACAUACAUACAUAUAAGGGCUUUUCCGGGGAUUUUUGAGGGUUCUUGAACAAAUGUAAUUUAUUCAAACAUCCAAUUUAUUCAAGAUUGGAUUUAUGUACAUGCCGGUGCUAUUAGAAAUUAAAUUCACCUGUGAAAAUCCUCGAAAUUCCACGCUGAGUCAGAUAACUUGACUAGUAUUGAUUAAUAGUGAGGUUUUCAGGGAUUAGAUUACAACAACCACAAAAAGUUGAGCCCAUAAAAACCAGAAGUGGCAGACCCUCCUCAAAGACAAUUGAAAAAUACCACUCAUCGCUGUUGAAUAUUCAAAAGAUAAACUUAACUUUAAUCAGUUUCAUUGUAAUUUAUUCGCUACAAUUAUGCCAAUAAAUUACUUAACAUAUCAUUUAAUCUUUGGCGCCCUCCAGCGCCCCUCGGCGCCUCGGCGCCCCGGGCAAGUGCCCGGCUUGCCGGCCCCUCUCACGGGCCCUGAGUAUUUACAUAUAUCUGGGUAAUAUAUUUAUGUAUAUGUACGUAGCAUUAAAUACCAAUAAUUCUUAAUGAUGCCUACAAUAUUUCACAAAAUUAAAAAAAGCCUUAUAUCCAAUUUAGUUCUUCCCUUUUUGUGAAUAAAUUUCUUAUUUCACCCUCCUGAA